This is a messenger RNA of Metarhizium album ARSEF 1941, 483 nucleotides long. RefSeq names its product Chitin synthesis regulation, Congo red resistance, RCR protein. The transcript has 3 exons. The record is from RefSeq and is a predicted model, not a curated record. Bases 1 to 483 code for a protein of 160 amino acids. NCBI's taxonomy places the organism in Eukaryota, Fungi, Ascomycota, Sordariomycetes, Hypocreales, Clavicipitaceae.
AUGGCCGUGGCUGCGAGAGACGUCAUCUCUGAAAACGGCGACACUUUCUACGUCCCGUGGUGGCAUACCAAGACCGGCAUCAUCGUGCGAUGGGUCAUUUUCCUCGUCAUCUUCGCCCUCAUCCUGGGCUACCUCAUCGGGGGGUACUACCACGCCAGGGCGCGCAUCCGAAAGGGCCUCCAGCCGCUGGCUUACCACCGAUGUCUCGUUAGUCGUCGCUCCUACCAGCCGACCUACCCUCAGCAGUGGCCGCAGUACCAGUUCGCCUACUACCCGCCCCAGCAAACCGGCCACCAAAACGUCUACCCCAUGAACGACAUGCCUCUGCCGGCGUACGAUCCCAACCGCCCGCCCAUGUACUCGGGCCCGCCGGGCGGUUCCAAGAUCGAUCCUCUUCAGAACCGGACGGCGACACAUAGGGUGCCCGAGAGUAAUCCUGCGCCCGAGUAUGCGCCUCCUCCGGGGCCGCCUCUGGGUCGCUAG